AUGUUAAAGUUUAUGAUAACUGUGACUGUGUUCCAACAAUUAAUGCUGCAAACGGAAUGUUUUUAUCCCGGUGAUAACUGCUUUAGACAAGGAAAACAUGGUGUCUGCUUACCAGUGCCGCAGUGCAAGAACAUUGACAAUGAGAUCCGAAGAGCAGGCAAUCCUGUUCCUAUUUACAUGAGAAAUAAACUUCAGAGUCUCGCAUGUGGUUUUCAUUAUGACGUACCUAUGAUAUGUUGCUUUUCGAUAGCAGAAUCAGACUAUGACAUACACCUUCAUCGGGUAACUGCAAACUCGGGAUACCCAGCUCAUAGCGGGGAAAAUUUUAAUUUCGUUGGAGCAGAAGAGCAUGAACAUGACUACGACAACCAUAACGACAACGUAGAAUGUACCCCAAGAAUAACAUUAAGUAACAAGAGUGGGCCAAAUUCUGUUGAAGCACAUCCAAACCUUGGAAUGUUACCGAAACAAUGUGGGUCUAUUGAAAGCGAUCGAAUAAUUGGAGGCAAUCGAACAAAGCUUUUUGAAAUGCCGUGGAUGGUGCUACUUUCAUAUGAUACAAGUCGUGGGAUAAAGUUAAAAUGUGGUGGUACAAUUAUCAACAAGUGGUACGUCCUGACUGCAGCACACUGCGUUUCUUAUCUAAGUAGCAGAAUGAGACUGGAUGGCGUGAUAAUUGGAGAGUAUGAUGUCAGAGGAGAUCCAGACUGCGAGAUAUCAGAUGACGGAGAAUAUUGUGCUCCUAGCGUAAUUAACGCUACUAUAGACACAAUAAUAGCCCAUCCUGGGUAUACACCCCAAACUUUAGCUGAUGAUAUUGCUCUGAUAAGACUUUCAGAGGCGUUGGACUUUUCUCCAGACAGUCGCAAACCAAUUUGCCUGCCAAUAACGCGCGAACUCCAAAGUCGGUCAAUGGCGGGGCUAAAUGGUGUAGUAGCAGGAUGGGGCGUCACAGAAGAUGGCUUGCAAUCGCCUGUACUGCUUAGUGUAGAAUUGCCUAUCCUAACACAAAGGGCAUGUCAGGAUGCAUAUAAUGGAACAAUUCGUAUAAGCGAGAAGCAACUAUGCGCUGGUGGAAUCAAAAACAAAGACUCCUGUGGCGGAGACUCCGGUGGUCCUCUUCUGUAUCCUGGGCAGUACAGUCGAUAUGGACUCCGAUAUAUCCAGCACGGAAUCGUGUCUUUCGGCUCCAAGCGGUGUGGUACUGCUGGGUUCCCUGGAGUAUACACCAACGUAGCGUAUUAUAUGGACUGGAUAUUGGACAAUAUGCGUAGCUGA
Arctia plantaginis is the source of this 1278-nucleotide messenger RNA. The record is from the annotation of a GenBank genome assembly. Lineage: Eukaryota; Metazoa; Arthropoda; Insecta; Lepidoptera; Erebidae.